CUCACACUUCAUUAUUACUCAUCCAGGCUGUGGCGGGAUAUCUCAGCGUGAGGGAAGCUGAGCCCAUAGAACGAGAUGACAAAGGGGCCGCACUCGACAAACAAGCUGCUGUCGAUACAAUCACACGUUAUACAUGGGUAUGUUGGUAACAGAGCAGCGACAUUCCCGCUUCAAAUGCGUGGAUGGGACGUUGAUUGUUUGAACACCGUUCAAUUCUCCAAUCACCCAGCGUAUGGGAGCUUCAAGGGCACCAAGUUCGGUCCUGAGACCCUGAAGGAGUUCUACAGAGGACUGAAGGAUAUCGGCAUCAAUUAUGAUGCCGUGCUGACCGGGUACGUUCCGAGUGAUGAAGCGUUAUCGGUGGUGUUUGACAUGUGUAAAGACCUUGCAAGCCAUGGGGUUAAAUGGAUCUUGGAUCCCGUGCUAGGUGAUAAUGGUAAAAUCUACGUUAGCCAGGGAAACGUUGACCUGUACAGGCAUAUACUGAGAUGUGGGUUGGUGUCUGUUGUCACGCCAAACCAGCUAGAAUUGGAAGUGUUAAGUGGUGUCAAAGUUACAGAUCUUGAGUCGUUCAAAAAUGCCAUUGAUACAUUUAACGAGUUAUACAACGUUGAGAAUUUGAUCGUUACAAGCGUACAGCUCUCGAAUGACUCGGCAAGCUUGUAUAGUGCAGGCUCUACUCGUAUUCUUCAAGGUGUCUUCAAGUCGUUUUAUUUCAAAGUGCAAACCAUCCCUGCUCAGUUCUCAGGCUCUGGUGAUCUGUUCAGUGGAUUAUUGACAAGUGCCAUCUACAAGUACAACGAGAAAUAUGGGUCGAGUGUUAACAUUAAUACCCAGCUGGAGAACUUACCACUUGCAUAUGCAUUAAACGAAGUGUUAUCCAUAGUGGAGAAAGUGUUGACGUUAACCUAUGAACAUGAGCUUAACAAAUAUACAUCUAGGAGCCAGCCUGUUCCAUCAUAUUUGAAGAUCAAUGAUCUUAAACUCAUCCAGGCAAGACAUUACUAUACACAGGAGCUACGUAACUUCACUGUGCAUUCUUUUUAAUGGUGUACGUUUCUAUUUAUCGAUGUCUCUCUUUCCUAGUCCUUAGCAUUUGGAUGAUAUCCCUCUUGGUUGACUUAGAUCUGGAACUUCCAUUCGUUUCUUCUCCUGUGACUUUCCUCUUCUUCAUGUUUUUAGAGAAUGUUGGCUUGAAAUCUAGUGCUUGUUGGAAACUACGACGCCAUUGUUCGUCGUCGCACUGAGGUAACUCCACCUCUGGGUACUUUUCCUUCACCUU
Messenger RNA from Williopsis jadinii, 1282 nucleotides. It is a transcript of the gene BUD17, whose product is annotated as putative pyridoxal kinase BUD17. Gene Ontology annotation, molecular function: pyridoxal kinase activity. NCBI's taxonomy places the organism in Eukaryota, Fungi, Ascomycota, Saccharomycetes, Phaffomycetales, Wickerhamomycetaceae. Gene Ontology annotation, cellular component: cytosol. The transcript has a single exon. Bases 76 to 1047 code for a protein of 323 amino acids. The record is from RefSeq and is a predicted model, not a curated record. Gene Ontology annotation, biological process: pyridoxal 5'-phosphate salvage.